Messenger RNA from Closterium sp. NIES-65, 864 nucleotides. The record is from the annotation of a GenBank genome assembly. NCBI's taxonomy places the organism in Eukaryota, Viridiplantae, Streptophyta, Zygnematophyceae, Desmidiales, Closteriaceae.
AUGUUUACGCGCAGCGGAACGAGUAACAGCGUUUCAACGGUCGCCGCACGGAAUAGAGGCGCAGACGGGGGCUCAGGCGGAGCCUCAGGAGGAGUUUUUGGCGGAGGCUCAGGGGGAGGCUAUGGCGGAGGCUCGGGCGGAGUCUCAGGGGGAGGUUAUCAUGGCGGAGGCCCAGGAGGAGGCUAUGGCGGAGGCUCAGGAAAUGGCUUUGGCGGAGGCUCAGGGGGAGUAUCAGGGGGAGGCUAUGGCGGAGGCUCAGGGGGAGACUUUGGCGGAGGCUCAGGGGGAGGCUUUGGCGGAGGCUCAGGGAGAGCAUCAGGGGGAGGCUAUGGCGGAGGCUUUGGCGGAGGCUCAGAGGGAGGCUUUGGCGGAGGCGGAGGCUUAAUAGGGGGAGACCCAAGUGGAAGCUUGGGCGGGGGACCAGGCGGAAGGUCAGGCGGAGUGUUUGGCGGAGGCCUACUAAGCGCAAGCGCUGGCGUAGGCGGCGCAGGCGGGCUCUCUGGCGACCUGACUCGGAUCAACGAGCCCUUUGCGUUUGAGCCGGAUGAACCAGCUGGUAGUGUGCUGUUGCCCUUUGCGCCGACUCAAACGCCGACUAGUGGGCUGCUGGGAUCGACGCCAUGGUAUUUCGGUGUUGGCGCCGGCGGCGGCGGCGCCACCGGUGGUAGUUUUAGCAGCAGCGGCAGACACAGCGACGUUCCCCCGGAGCAGUUCCUCCGAUGGACCAACGAGGAGGACAGGGUGUUGCUGCGCCACGUCACGUGCUACGGAACGCGCAACUGGGGGCUGCUGCAGCGAAGCCGCUCGCUGCCUCUGCGCGACAACAAGGCAUGCUGCAACCGCUUCAUUCUUCUCAAAAAGUGA